Messenger RNA from Paraphaeosphaeria sporulosa, 1601 nucleotides. RefSeq lists its product as uncharacterized. The transcript is spliced from 2 exons. The coding region runs from base 129 to 1481 and encodes 450 amino acids. Gene Ontology annotation, cellular component: endoplasmic reticulum membrane. Gene Ontology annotation, biological process: lipid storage; lipid droplet organization. NCBI's taxonomy places the organism in Eukaryota, Fungi, Ascomycota, Dothideomycetes, Pleosporales, Didymosphaeriaceae. The record is from RefSeq and is a predicted model, not a curated record.
GCCGAUCUGGCAUCGGACGGGCCCAAGCUCUAGCUCCACCGCACCGACGUCACUUCACCACGGAACGUUUGUCUCACGUGAAACUUCGCAGCCAAAACACGCGCGUCGCGUGUUGUUCAGGACGAGCAAUGGACGAUGUCGAAAACAAACAUGGUGCGCCUCGGGCGCUCUUCGAUUCUGUCAAAGACAUAUCACUCACACCCUUCCGCAUAGCGACGUCCCCACCUCUCCUGAGGACUUACCUCCGCACCUUGCUCCUCCUACUCACGUCCUCGCUUCUGUUCGCCGCCGCCGUGAUAGCGUACACCUCGUUCUACUACGCCUACAUUCCCAUCCGCGGGCUCCAGGUGCCGGUAUACCUGCAGUAUGAGCACUCCCCCUCCGUAGCGACUACGCGCGAUACACCUCCGGUCGACCUUCGGAUCCCCAAGCAACCCUACGGCAUCGCCAACAUCGACGGCCUCGUCUCCCGCCAGAAAUACGAUGUCGAAGUCACCAUGGUCCUACCGCGCAGCGAGAACAACCUUGCAGCGGGGAACUGGAUGGUUGGGCUAGACAUGCGGGGUCCCGGGACGCGUUCCCCUGGCAUCAAGUCGCUGCUGGGAUGGGAGGACGAGUGGGAAGUGGAGGAUUACUCACAGGGCCCGAAUUCUGGAACAACCAAGGAGGGCAUCUCCCCAGAAGAGGCCGCUCAGGCUGCUUUGCGAAAAACGGAGGUCCUUGCACGGAGUAGACGGCCUGCUAUCCUGACAUACAGGAGUUGGCUGACCGAGAUGUGUUAUCGGGCGUUGCGGCUCCCCCUGUAUGUUGUCGGGUGGGGGACCGAGAGCGAGACGGUGAGCGUAAUGGUCAUGGAGGGCGUGCAGUUCGAGAAAGGAUGGAGAAAUGUGCCGGCUUCGAUCCGACUAGAAUUGCGGUCCAAGACCCCGCUCGAGGUGUAUCGGGUGAGCGUGAGGUUCGUAGCGAAGCUGGAGGGUCUGCGGUGGGUCAUGUACACCCACCGACUCACUUCGGCCGCGGUGUUCAUCGGUGUGUUUUGGGGGGUCGAGAUGGGUGUACUGCUCUUCACAUGGGCGUUGUUUGCAUUUUGCAUGGGCACAGUCGACGACGAGAAUACAACGCAGGGUGGAGAGAAAGUGAAGACCGAGCGGGGCACCGUUACGCCCAAGACUGAGCCUGCGGAAUCAGAACCACCGACGCCAAUGAGCGACACCGAUCGCGCGUUCCCGACUCUUUCUACACAGCAACCACUUCGUUACUCAUCCUCUUCACCGAAGGAGGAGCGAGCUACGCCGGCACUCGAAGAUAUACCCACCAGGGAAGAGGCUGAAGCCGAUGACGAGGAUGAUGAUUUCCUGGUGGAGGAACCCAUACCGAAUUCCGCAGCGGGCGUUCUGACAGAUUCGGGAAUUGGCACAAGUAUGGAGAGCAGCAUUGAGCGGAAGGGUUUGAACAGGCGAAAAUCGCAACGAGAUAGGUAGUUUAGCCAAGUGCUUCAGCGUGACGAGUGUAGACAGGAUUGGCGAUUCCAAUGAUAUGGUCACGCGCCAUGCAAACAUACCACUUCCGUACUGGCUGCAAUUAGAUUAUGUCGACAUUCU